Cuscuta epithymum is the source of this 1943-nucleotide messenger RNA. The record is from the annotation of a GenBank genome assembly. NCBI's taxonomy places the organism in Eukaryota, Viridiplantae, Streptophyta, Magnoliopsida, Solanales, Convolvulaceae.
UUUGCUUAUCUCCAUAUAAAUGAUUUCCGUAUAAAAUUUAAUUUAUUCAUAUUUAAACUCUAUUGCCUUCGUCAAAACUCAAAACACACCGAGCGAAUGCACUCCCCCUAGAAACCAAAACAGCAUAUAGCUGAGAAUUAGCAGGGCUAGAGAGUCUGUGUCUUUAAUUACUCAUUUGUGUUCCACCACAAUGCCGAUUUCAACGAGUAAACUGAAAUCUGUUGAUUUUUACAGGAAAAUUCCAAGAGAUCUGACAGAGGCAUCACUAUCAGGUGCUGGGCUAUCCCUUAUUGCAGCCUUUUGCAUGAUCCUUUUAUUUGGAAUGGAACUACAUCAUUAUCUGGCUGUGAGCACUACAACAUCUGUAGUUGUUGACAGGAGUGCUGAUGGGGACUUUUUACGAAUUGAUUUUAACAUUAGUUUUCCUGCAUUGUCUUGUGAAUUUGCAUCUGUUGACGUGAGUGAUGUCCUUGGAACAAAUAGGUUGAAUAUUACAAAAACAGUGCGAAAAUAUGCUAUAGAUUCAAAUUUGAGGCCUACUGGGUCUGAAUUUCAAUCUGGAGCAAUUGAAAAUGCUAUUAAGCAUGAUGAUGAAGCAGAUGAAGAGCAUGCUGAAGGUUCAGUAACACUAACUGGACGUAACUUUGAUAGAGUAUCACACCAGUAUCCAAUUUUGGUUGUGAACUUUUAUGCUCCUUGGUGCUAUUGGAGUAAUCGAUUGAAACCUUCUUGGGAGAAAGCAGCCAGUAUUUUAAAAGAAAGAUAUGACCCAGAAAUGGAUGGGCGGAUUCUAUUGGGAAAGGUUGAUUGUACUGAAGAAAUUGAUUUAUGCAGAAGAAAUCACAUUCAAGGUUAUCCAUCUAUUCGAAUCUUCAGGAAGGGAAGUGAUAUUAGAGAUGACCAUGGACACCAUAAUCACGAGUCUUACUAUGGAGACCGAGAUACGAACAGCCUGGUGACGACAAUGGAAGAACUGGUUGCAUCUAUUUCGUUGGAGUCAAAGUCUUCAGACGGUAAAUCUGUUAACGUCACAGAAGGUACAAAACGACCUGCACCCGCAACAGGGGGAUGCAGACUUGAAGGUUUUGUGCGUGUUAAGAAGGUUCCAGGAAACCUUGUCAUAUCAGCUCGUUCAGCAGCUCAUUCAUUUGAUGCUUCCCAGAUGAACAUGUCACAUGUGAUCUCCCGUUUUUCCUUUGGUAAGAUGUUAACCCCACGGGUAGCAAGUGAUGUGAAGAGGUUAAUACCAUACCUAGGUCAAAGCUAUGACAAGUUGAGUGGCAAUGCUUACAUUACCAAUCCAAAGGAGUCCAGUGAAAAUGUUACGAUUGAGCAUUACAUUCAAGUUGUGAAAACAGAGGUGAUGACAAGAUCCUAUAAACUCGUGGAGGACUAUGAGUACACAGCUCAUAGUAGUUUGGUUCAUAGUCUUUAUAUACCAGUCGCUAAGUUUCAUUUUGAGCCAUCACCAUUGCAGGUGCUCAUAACAGAAAACGUAAAUUCGUUCUCACACUUUCUUACAAAUGUCUGUGCCAUUAUUGGAGGCGUUUUUACGGUGGCUGGCAUAUUGGAUUCGAUUUUGCACAAUACUAUGAGAAUGGUGAAAAAAGUUGAAUUAGGAAAGAAUUUUUGAUAAAUAGUUCAUCAAAGUCAUUUAAUUUAAUCUAUAUGUAUUGUUCGUAGACCAAACAUAAACGUAGCAUUAAAAAAGAAUGCUACGGAUUUCUGUUUUUCAUCUAACUGGAUUUUGACAUUAAAAAAGAAUAUAUUAUGUAUUGAAUAAUACUAUAAUGCAUCGGGAAUAAUAUUAAAAGAGCCACACACACCAGCUCUUGGGUUACUCAUAUUACAAGGUUGGUUCUUUGAGAGUAUAGAACGCCAAAUCUUAACAAAUGAUACUCUGCGUAGACCUUCACCCCUUCAGCUACUUAAAUCCCUUGUGU